This is a messenger RNA of Rhea pennata, 2797 nucleotides long. It is a transcript of the gene BMP6, whose product is annotated as bone morphogenetic protein 6. Gene Ontology annotation, biological process: BMP signaling pathway. Gene Ontology annotation, molecular function: cytokine activity; growth factor activity. NCBI's taxonomy places the organism in Eukaryota, Metazoa, Chordata, Aves, Rheiformes, Rheidae. Gene Ontology annotation, cellular component: extracellular region. The record is from RefSeq and is a predicted model, not a curated record. The coding region runs from base 142 to 1461 and encodes 439 amino acids. The transcript is spliced from 7 exons.
CGGCGGGGGGCAGCUGUGAGCCCCUCGGGACCCGCCGGCCCAUGAAGCAGCCCGCGUAGGGGCAGGGCUGGAGGGGAGCGGGCCGCCCCCGGGGACAGGGGGGACGCGGGGACCUCGCGUGCCGCCGCCCGGCCCAGCGCCAUGCCGCGGCGGCUGGCCUGGCUGUGCUGCUGCUGCGCGCUGCUGAGCGGCGCCUGCCGCCCCGCGGAGCCGGCGCUGCCCGCGGAGAGCGGCGGCCGCGGCGAGCCGCCGCCCGCCGCCGCCGCCUCGGGCUUCCUCUACCGGCGGCUGAAGUCGCACGAGAAGCGGGAGAUGCAGCGGGAGAUCCUCUCGGUGCUGGGGCUGCCGCACCGCCCGCGGCCGCUGCCGCGGGAGCCGCCGGCCCCGCCGCCGGGGCGGCUCACGGCGGCGCCGCGCUUCAUGCUGGACCUCUACCACGCCCUGGCCGAGGGCGCGGAGGGCGCCGCGGGCGCGGAGCGGCGCGGCCGCCCGCCGCUCGCCGCCCCGCCGCCGCCGCUGCCCAGCGCCCUCGACAGCGCCUUCCUCAACGACGCCGACAUGGUGAUGAGCUUCGUCAACCUGGUUGAAUAUGACAAGGAGUUCACACCUCACCAGCGGCACCACAAGGAGUUCAAAUUUAAUUUGUCUCAGAUUCCCGAGGGCGAGGCUGUCACGGCCGCUGAGUUUCGGAUCUACAAGGACUGUGUCCUGGGGGGCUUUAAAAACCAAACCUUCCUUAUCAGCAUCUAUCAAGUGCUACAGGAACAUCAAAACAGAGCUUCUGACCUGUUUCUGCUGGACACCCGGGUGGUGUGGGCCUCUGAGGAAGGUUGGCUGGAGUUUGACGUCACUGCCACCAGUAACAUGUGGGUGAUAAACCCUCAGCACAACAUGGGGCUCCAGCUGAGCGUGGUGACCCGGGAUGGUUUCAGUGUAAAUCCUAGAGAAGCAGGCCUUAUAGGCCGAGAUGGCCCAUAUGACAAACAGCCUUUUAUGGUGGCCUUUUUCAAAGUGAGCGAAGUUCAUGUCCGGACAACUAGAUCAGCGACGAGCAGGCGCAGGCAGCAGAGUCGAAACCGUUCCACCCAGGCUCAGGAUGUUUCCAGGGUGUCUAGUGUCACAGAUUACAACAGCAGCGACUUAAAAACAGCUUGCAGAAAGCAUGAACUUUACGUUAGCUUCCAAGACUUGGGAUGGCAGGACUGGAUAAUCGCUCCGAAGGGCUAUGCAGCCAACUACUGUGAGGGCGAGUGCUCUUUUCCACUCAACGCACAUAUGAACGCGACCAAUCAUGCCAUUGUACAAACUCUGGUUCAUCUUAUGAAUCCUGAUUACGUUCCCAAACCAUGCUGUGCACCUACCAAACUAAAUGCCAUAUCAGUUCUUUAUUUUGAUGAUAAUUCUAAUGUAAUCUUGAAGAAAUACAGGAAUAUGGUCGUAAGAGCUUGUGGAUGUCACUGACGAACAGUCUUCACAUGAACUCUGAUUCUACCGCAAACUUCCCUUCUACCUUUCAUACUUCCACGAACUACCUGACCUUGGAAAAAUAAUCUUGAUGAAACACCCCUGAAAACACCAUUUAUGUGCCUUGUGAGAGGAUGGACUUUGGGGCGAGAAAACUGCUGCAGUUCUUAAAAGCUGCCUCAGUACCACAGCGGCCAUUCAGCUCUGCAGAACCUGGACUUGCAAAGCGGUGGCCUGCCUGACCACACUGUACCUAGCUGGGAUGAUCUUAAUCUCACACAGCAGCUUGGCCUUACUAGUUGCUUAGACAUGUACUUCAGUUUUACCAGAUGGGCAUCCAAGACCCCAAACCAUUGAGUUGUUUUUUUUUCAGAGAUGGAAGGGGAAAGGGGAAACUAGAGUAGAGGAAGUGUUGUUUGUUAGUACUUCAGCCUUAGAGCAUGCAUCUUGUGCGAGACAAUCUGCAAUUCUGGCUAAGGUUAGCAAUUGCCUUUUGUCCAGAAGGAGCAGUUACUACACCUAAUACUGUUAGUCUCCUUCUGACAUCUAUGGUGAUGAUAGGCAUCUUAAAUUGUGCCAAAGCAAGUCCUGAAGUCCCCUUACUCUCCAAGCACAGUUUAAGUCUGAUGCUACAAUUGGCUGCACCCUGUGUUAGAAGCACUAGGAUGGUCAUCUUAGUUCAUUAUUUGACUGGGCAGUAACUUGUUCUUAUGCAACUUCCCUCCACUCCCCACCUGGCAGCUGCCUUAUCUACUACCACUUUGCCCAGGAAGGAAGGAAGAACCUUCUGUAGCUGUAAGUUAGACAUAGAUUUUUUUUUAAGGGGCCAUUCACUUUCUAGCUGGACAUUUAUUUACAGGAAGACAGAAUGUCAACGAAGUAUUCUAGUAUUUGGCCAACUUUCCCCCCCCCUUUGACCUAGGCAACUAACAAAGUGGUUUAAGGGAUACAUUCACAUUAUAGCCACAGUUUUGGACUUAAAAUUUGUCUAGCAGAAGCUAAUAGCAAAGUGAUUGUUUUGAUCAAUAUUACAUUUGUAUUAAAUGCACUUACCUCUAAUUCUUGCAUUUAAAAGGCUUCUUGUAAAUACAAGCUAUAAUUUAUUGCACUUGUCACUGUAUAUUCAUUGUGCUGUAUCAUUUAUAGAAAGACUGCUUUUUUUAAAAAGUUUUUAUUUAGAAAAAUCUCAGUGUAAACAAUUGUACCACUUUGAUUUUUAUACAAGAAACUCAUGAGAUUGUGCUUCACUAAAAAGUUGUUAAAAACAUGAUAAUAAAGGCUUCCUUUAAGGCAGAAGUAUAUACAUUGAUCUAGUACAUCUGCCAGUACCACA